This is a messenger RNA of Dracunculus medinensis (Guinea worm), 1116 nucleotides long. The record is from the annotation of a GenBank genome assembly. NCBI's taxonomy places the organism in Eukaryota, Metazoa, Nematoda, Chromadorea, Rhabditida, Dracunculidae.
AUGGAAAUACCUCGUCGUAAUGCGCGAAGUACUCGAAAAGUCCUCAAUUAUGCUCUGCUUGCCAAAGGGAAAUGUAAGUCUUUUUUUUUGAAUUUGAUAUAUGAAAUGAGCUAUUCUGUCGUUAAUCAGACGCCCUCAGGCAUUAGCAGAUCUGCAGUUACCUUUAUUAUUAUUUAUUUUGCAGCCAAUACAAGGCCGAAUCACGAAGAAGAAAAAAUUUUCUCCAGUUGCUCAAGGAGUAGUGUUGCCGAUCGUUAUUGUAAUGCUUCCAUCAUCAAUAGGAAGCGAAGACGUAAUUCAGUGGGCAAUUUUGUCUUUCAACGAGCAAAUAAUAAUAUUGAUGAAAGAAGGCAUUCCAUGACGACUGUUAAUCGUUGUCUUCAGAAUUCCCUGGGUGAUGAAAAGCUGACUUGUUUUCGCUUCCAUAAUGUAAAAGAGGCAACCUCAGGUAGUCGAGCUGGUCACAAUACUACUUUCCAAUCAAAAUUAUUCAGCUUACCUUUUGAAUAUUUUAAAGAAGUUCGCCAAUUCCGUAAACAACGGCAGAAUGAAACGGAUCUUGUCAAAGCGAUUUUCGCAGAGUAUAAAGCUUUAAAGGUGUUAGACAAAGCUUUAAAACUGGCUCAAAUUCAAUAUCCUGGGUCAUAUUCGAAAUAUUUUGGAUACUUGAAAGAAAAUAUUGAUGAAAUCAAUGAAACUCUCACCAACUCGACAUUUCAAGAAAAUGAAAAUUUUCCUGAUUGUUCAUCGAGUUCCAAACAUUCCAUAUCGUCAGAUAAAGUACAACUUCCCUCAUUCAUUUCUGCUUGUGCUGCUGGCUCAAAGGAUACCUCUAACAGAGUUGAUGGAUCGAAUUUAAAUCAGAGAAAAAGUGAAGAUGAUAUAAUCUCUGGUGAUUUAUAUGUAGGCACGAAGGUUGUCUCUAAAGCUAUUCCUGCUAAAACUUCAGCUGAAAAAUUCAAGGCAAACAGAAAUUCUUCAACCACUAAUACUUUAAGACAUAUUCGACCUUCUAGCUUUAACAACAGCGAUGCUCGCUUGUUCGGCCAUCCCCCAACUAAAAUCAAUCUUCCUCAGGCAGUGAAGGCCUCAAUGAAAGCAACCAAAUGUAUCUAA